UCACAACCGUAUCUAUUUUUCCUCAGGGUUCAGGCAACUAAUCCCAUUUGCAUCACCCUUCGUCUGCUUCUUAGCUAGGGUUCGAAGCACCACCGUCCCCUUCCCGGCCAAUCAUCAGUUCGAAACCACUAACCGUCUUGCUGCCGAAGACGUGUUCGGGGGAUUUGUUUCAAGGAAAAGAAUUAUGGUAGCUGUGAGGCUACAUCUGGUUUGACGUCAAGUCUUGCAUUCACACCAGUGCAGAUGAGUGUUGUUACCGAUUCUCCUGUGCAUUCGUCCAACAGUGAUGACUUCAUUGCAUUUCUUGAUGCUGAACUUGGUGCUAGUUCACCCGAAUCCUCGCCAGAUAAAGAGGCUGAAAACGAAGAUGAGCUUGAGAGUGUCAGCAGAAUUAAAAGACGUAAAAUUGAAAGCACUGAAGAUAUGGAGGGGUCUACUUCAGAAGGAAUCAUCAAACAGAAUUUAGAGACAUCUAUCAAAGUAGAUGUAUGUACACAUCCUGGCUCGUUUGGAAGUAUGUGUAUACGUUGUGGGCAACAGUUGGAUGGGAAAUCUGGUGUGACAUUUGGGUACAUACAUAAGGGACUGAGACUUCAUGAUGAGGAAAUUUCUAGAUUGCGUAAUACAGACAUGAAGAGUUUGUUAUGUCGUAAAAAGCUCUACUUGGUUCUUGACCUAGAUCACACACUACUAAAUUCCACUCUCCUUGCUCAUUUGAGUUCAGAAGAGUCACAUUUGCUUAAUCAGACAGAUUCUCUACGAGAUGUCUCCAAAGGUAGCCUCUUCAAAUUGGAGCACAUGCAUAUGAUGACCAAGUUAAGGCCCUUUGUCCGCUCAUUUCUGAAAGAAGCUACUGAAAUGUUUGAGAUGUACAUAUAUACCAUGGGUGACCGGCCAUAUGCAUUGGAGAUGGCUAAGCUACUUGAUCCUCAAGGAGAGUACUUCAAUGCUAAGGUUAUUUCUCGAGAUGAUGGGACUCAGAAGCAUCAGAAGGGUCUUGAUGUUGUGUUAGGACAAGAAAGUGCUGUUCUAAUUCUUGAUGAUACAGAACACGCAUGGUUGAAACAUAAAGAUAAUCUUAUACUGAUGGAAAGAUACCAUUUUUUUGCUUCAAGUUGUCGACAGUUUGGUUUUAAUUGCAAAUCCCUUGCUGAACUGAGGAAUGAUGAAGAUGAAACUGAUGGAGCGCUUGCAAAAAUCCUCAAAGUGCUAAAGCAAGUCCAUUGCACAUUCUUUGAUAAACAUGAAGAUGAUCUUGUUAACCGAGAUGUGAGGCAGGUUUUGUCAUCAGUUCGAAGUGAAGUCUUGAGCGGAUGUGUGAUUGUUUUCAGCCGUAUUUUUCAUGGUGUAUUGCCAUCUCUGCGGAAGAUGGCAGAGCAGAUGGGAGCUACAUGUUUGGCAGAAGUUGACCCAUCUGUGACACACGUAGUUGCUACUGAUACUGGAACUGAAAAGUCCCGGUGGGCAGUGAAAGAAAACAAGUUUUUGGUUCAUCCCCGAUGGAUAGAGGCUGCAAACUAUUUUUGGGAAAAGCAGCCUGAGGAGAACUUCAUCAUCAAGAAGAAGCAGUAGGCAUUUUCCUCGUAGUAUCAAACAGUGCUGUGUUCAUAAUUGUUUGCUUACCAUAGUGACUCAAGUAUCUGAAAGUAUAUGUAAUACCCAACCAACAGCCAUCUAACUAAGAAUCAUGAACCACUGACUUACAAUUGGAAUAGAAAACAACCAUUUUUAUCUCUAACUCGUAUGCUUCUGGACUACUUGUGUCAUGGUUGUCUUAGUGCAUGCUUACAAUGAAGUUUUAUGACAAGGAGUCUUCGAAAAUGAAGCUUUAGAUCU
Molecule: messenger RNA, 1836 nt
Organism: Vigna angularis (adzuki bean)
Lineage: Eukaryota; Viridiplantae; Streptophyta; Magnoliopsida; Fabales; Fabaceae
Product: RNA polymerase II C-terminal domain phosphatase-like 4
Exons: 10
Coding region: 244-1572 (442 amino acids)
Cellular component (GO): nucleus
Molecular function (GO): RNA polymerase II CTD heptapeptide repeat phosphatase activity
Source: RefSeq, a predicted model, not a curated record